Messenger RNA from Penicillium verrucosum, 582 nucleotides. RefSeq lists its product as uncharacterized. The coding region runs from base 1 to 582 and encodes 193 amino acids. NCBI's taxonomy places the organism in Eukaryota, Fungi, Ascomycota, Eurotiomycetes, Eurotiales, Aspergillaceae. The record is from RefSeq and is a predicted model, not a curated record. The transcript has a single exon.
AUGGAAGAUAUUGACCAGUGGCAAGACCUGCCGGCGGAGAUAACAGCACUUAUCCAGGACCAGCCGGGUCUUAAGUUCAACACAAGGCCAUUAAACUCUCGUGAAGAUCUAGAAAGGGCCUAUAAUUUACUCCAUGAUUUCAUUCCGGGAUGGGAUGAUUCUUCAAAGACGUUUGGCAUCGGGAACCUCGCUAUGUCGGUGCUUUUUGCAUACGGCAAAAUGAUAUCCCGAGUUCGACGACCACAUAUGGAUGAAUUGGUUGUUUUUCGUGGGGCGCCUUAUGAUAUUCUCUCACGGAGAUGCAGUGGGUGUGGCCAGCAGGUCCUGGAUGAUCCAUUUCCAUACUGGUCCAAGUACAACCCCGGUAUUUACGUAUCAUGGGCAGUUGCAGGCGGCUGCGGAAACCCUGGCUGUGGGUUUUCAUACGCCUCCCUCAAACCGUUUGAUAAUAAGGUGCGCUGGUCUGCAGCAAACGCGGGGCGAGUGAGUAAGGAGGCGCUUGAUAAAGUUAACGCUCGAAGAGCUCAAAAACCGAGCACUUGGCUCCUCCGCACCGAGGCAGAGCGGGGGAACCCUCCCUGA